This is a messenger RNA of Volvox carteri f. nagariensis, 1220 nucleotides long. RefSeq lists its product as uncharacterized. The coding region runs from base 6 to 1220 and encodes 404 amino acids. The transcript is spliced from 6 exons. The record is from RefSeq and is a predicted model, not a curated record. NCBI's taxonomy places the organism in Eukaryota, Viridiplantae, Chlorophyta, Chlorophyceae, Chlamydomonadales, Volvocaceae.
AAGGAAUGACCAGCAGAUUUCCUCCCCCGACUUCACAAAAGCUCGAUGUCGCUUUUUUAACGUUCCUUAUAAAGUUCCUCAGCAAGCCAAUUGUUUUGUUUGAUAAUCUCGUUCUGCAUCCAGCCGGUAGGGAGAGGCCCCUUUACCUCCUCAUCUAUUCUGUCCUGUCCCGACUGGCACUUCUAAAUUUUGGCCAACGAUCUCUGGUUAUCUCCGAAGGUCCUGAUGAUCCAUGGGUCCACCUAAACCAGGAAGCCCCAGAAGAUGAGCAGCAGCAAGAGUCCAGAAAUGUGGAGCAUGGUCGUUCUGAGUUUGUUGUCCUCCGUGUACCCCCUCAAGUGAGGUUACCAGAGGGUUACAACCUGGUGGAAGCUCUUCAGAGAGGUGGCAAGGCAGUGAUGUUGGUGAAAGUGAAGAGUGAGGUGACUUUCAAAAAUGACAUAUGGCAGCCCCUUGCAACAGCUCUUGAGCUGGCAAUCCAGAAUGAGACAGAUCCAGUGACGCUGCUGCUUACAGACGCUUCAUCCUGGUAUUUUGCUACUGUGCAGCUUGUCCAAAAGAUUGAUAAUAAACGACCUCCCCUGCCCAAGGGCAACUCCCAGGCACAUGGUUACCAUUUCCAGGCAUGUGGUCAUGAGUUCUGCCUCUUCGAUUGGGUGGAGUUCAAAUGUAAACUCCUGUAUAUACCCUGGAGAUCUACUUCAUCAGAUGUGCCUGAGAUGUUCGCUCACAUGUACAAUGUGCUUUACCCUGGCGAAGACAUCACCCAGGUUGCAGAUCGGGCAAAGCUAGGCAGAGAGACACUUCGAGCUCUUGCAGUCAAGUGGGCGAAGCCUGUAAUCACAGACAUGGUUACGAGUCAAAAUGUGAAGGACCUGAUUACGAAAGAACAGGUGCAGCAGGCCUCGGAAGAUGGGGCCGAUGUCCAGCCGGGAAUGGAAGCGGGUGGCCACCGUGAGGAGGAUUUGGCGUCCAUCAGGGAGGUUUGGCUGAUGAUCGUGGCGGGUUUCAUCUUUACGUACAGAAACAGCUGGCGUAUGAUGUGGGCCGUGUCCUUUUGUGUUGUCAUCACCGUCGUGAUACUGCCGGGUGUGAUAGCGCUACUGCCAACCCGCAGGGCAGCAUACCUAGAUGGCGCUUUGGACCGGGUCGCAGAUUACGUGAGCCACCGCAGCCGUAGCCGCCGUCGGUUGGCAGUAGCAGCGCUAGCAGCAGUGUGA